Messenger RNA from Loxodonta africana (African savanna elephant), 16628 nucleotides. RefSeq names its product vesicle transport through interaction with t-SNAREs 1A (gene VTI1A). Gene Ontology annotation, molecular function: SNAP receptor activity; SNARE binding. Gene Ontology annotation, cellular component: SNARE complex; Golgi apparatus; ER to Golgi transport vesicle membrane. The transcript is spliced from 9 exons. Gene Ontology annotation, biological process: vesicle fusion with Golgi apparatus; intracellular protein transport; macroautophagy. The record is from RefSeq and is a predicted model, not a curated record. Lineage: Eukaryota; Metazoa; Chordata; Mammalia; Proboscidea; Elephantidae. Bases 70 to 1008 code for a protein of 312 amino acids.
UCCCUCAGGGAGCAAGCUCCUGAGACCUGUAGCUUGGGGACCCGGACCCGCUUACCAGAAUGAGAGAAAAUGAUUUCCGUGAUCCCUGAGCACCCGCAUAUUUUUGUAGGCCUUAAAAAAAAAAAAACUAACCGAAGCAUUUUUUUCUUCGUGGAUUUCUUAAUCCUGAAGCCUAGGCGGAAAAUAAAAAGCUUACCCAGUUGGAUUUCCGGAGGACCGAGAUUGCAACGAACAACCGGGAAGCGGCUGUGCUGGGAGCUGUCCCCCGGCUCUCUGCUGCUCUUAAGGGCUUUCCCGGGGUCUCUACGCCCCCGUGCCCUGUCCCGUGAGGUUCCUGGCCCGAUUUUGGCUUCGGCCCGGGCCGGUCAAUCCGGAGCCGCCAUGUCGUCCGAUUUCGAAGGAUAUGAGCAGGACUUCGCGGUACUUACUGCAGAGAUCACCAACAAGAUUGCUAGAGUCCCCCGACUCCCACCUGAUGAGAAGAAACAGAUGGUUGCAAAUGUGGAGAAACAGCUUGAAGAAGCAAAAGAGUUGCUGGAACAGAUGGAUUUGGAAGUCAGAGAGAUACCACCCCAAAGUCGAGGAAUGUACAGCAACAGAAUGAGAAGCUAUAAGCAAGAAAUGGGAAAACUCGAAACGGAUUUUAAAAGGUCACGGAUCGCCUACAGUGACGAAGUACGGAAUGAGCUCCUGGGGGAUGAUGGGAAUUCCUCAGAGAACCAGUUGAUAAAAUUACGUGAAGAGAGGGCACAUCUGCUCGAUAACACAGAGAGGCUGGAAAGGUCAUCUCGGAGACUAGAGGCUGGAUACCAAAUAGCAGUGGAAACCGAGCAAAUUGGCCAGGAGAUGUUGGAAAACCUCAGUCAUGACAGAGAAAAGAUACAGCGAGCACGUGAAAGACUUCGAGAAACAGAUGCCAACUUGGGGAAAAGCUCCAGGAUUCUGACAGGGAUGUUGCGAAGAUGUUUGUUCCUGGGUGGAAGGCAUUUUAUGAUAUUUAUUUCAUGACACACACCUGCUGGGGAGAUGAAAAGCGACUGCUCCUGAGGAUGACCUACUUCGAGGGCACAGUAAGCUUCUGAGGACUCUGGCAGGUUCUCCUUAAAUCAUUUGAGUACAUCUUGAUAUCACCUGUUGAACAUAUCUAAGACUAGUGCGUUUGCAGACUCAUUGAAGGUAGAGUUGCUAACCCCAGGGAAGAGAUUUCAGAGUCAGUAACUACUGUGUAAGUAUACUGAGACUCGGAAGACACACGUUUUUCCAACUCACUCUGAGGGUAUAAAGUGCUGUUCUCGACACUCCGGACGUGAAUCAGCCCAGGAACCUACCACCAUGAUGUGGCGCAUCUAGGAAAGGGGAUCUAAUAGGAACAUAAGUAUGGUUCAAAGGAGAAGGUAUGGGUCCAAAGUAGAAAGCAGGGAGGUAAGGGUAGGGCAUGAGGGAAAGUACCAUGAAAGAAAUACUGAUGAAGAAUUCUCUUGGGAGUUUACCGGACAGAGGGAGAAUUCCAAUUGCAGUCAGGGAAGGGCAAGGGAUAUUUGAAAUGCAUGGAGACACUGUCACCAAAUUUGUCCUUUUAUGCAACUUGUCUUUACAUGUUCAUUUCUAGUCCACAAAGUUUUAUGGAGCAACAGCUAUAAUGACAAGGCAAAUCUUACGUAGUAAAAAUACAAAUAUAAGUAAUUUACAUCUGAUCUCCCAAUAUAUAUGGUCUAGUGUUAAAACAUACAAAAACAAAAAAAAUUAUUAUAAAUUUAAAUAUAAUAUAUGACAAUAGACGUACACAAGGAGCUCUCUGUCCUAUUGGCUUCCUGGAGCUGGUGAUGCCUGGCCUCAGUUUUGAUGAGUAAUUUGAGAGUUAGCCAAGGCAGGCAGGUCAGGGACAUGGAGACAUUAAACAAUGUGCUGUGCUCAGGAGCUACAACCUGUAGUUUCCCAUGGAGCAAAAAAAGCAAGGUGAGAACCAGCGGCUGUGCCGGUAGGUACCUUGGAGGGGAUGUAGCUUCCCCACUCAUCUAAUGAGCCCCUCCCCACCAGCACUGCUAGGUAACCCCAGCAAACACAGAGUCAGAGUAAGAGUCCUGUGCCUACUGGGUACAUGCAGCUUCAUUACAAGCUCCCUAGCACCCUUUGCUGCCUUAAGCCCCUCUGUGAAAAAUCUGGGGAGCCUACUGGACUUUGGACCUCUGGACAUUGGCCCACUGCCGAGGAGUGAAAAGCUCUGAAUCCUGACUGAAGUGGGGCAUUGCUUGUUGAUUUGCAACAACUUUUUAUCCAUCACUGUUAUCUGUGCAUCUAGAGGUCAUGGUCUGAAAGACUUGGGCCCAAAUGCUGUAUUGUGUACCCUCUGCAUUGUUUGAUGAGUCCAUUUGAGAUUUCCUUCCCCCCUCUUCCAGUUAUCUAUUGCUGUGUAACAAGUCACCCCAAAAUGUAGUAGCUAAAACAGCAGUCUGUAUUGCUCACAGUUCCUGUGGGUCAGGUAUUUGGGAGCAGCUUGACUGCAUGUUCUGGCUCAUGAUCUCUCGUGAAGUUGCCAGUAGAUGGAGACUAGAGCUAGAACAGGCAGGAUCUGGGAAUAGCUGGUGACUGACUGGAAAUAAGGAGCCCUAGUGGUGCAGUGGUUAAGUGCCCAGCAGCUAACCAAAAGAUUGAUGGUUCAAACCCAUCCAGCUGCUCUGCAGGAGAAAGACCUGGCAGUCUGCUCCUAUAAAGAUUAUAGCCUAGAAAACCCUAUGGGGCCAUUCUAUUCUGUCAUAUAGGGUCACUGUGAGUUGGAAUCAAUCUGAUGGCAACGGGUUUGGUUUUUGCUUUUUGGCUGGGUGUACCUUUGUCUCUCUCUGUCCUCCUCCUGCUGUCCUCCUCCUUCCCCUCUUUCUUCUCCUCUCUGUCUGUCUGUCUCUCUCUCUCUUCAUUAGUCUCAAGGCCUUUCCAAGUGGUCUCUCCACAUGAGCUAGUUCGGGCUUCCUUACAGCAUGGUGGCCUCAGGCUUGGCAGCUCAGGGCGUUAAAGAUGAGUGUUCUGAGAAAGACUGGCAGAAGCUGCGUGGCCUUUUCUAACCCAGCCUAGGCAGUUACACAGGGCCCCACCAAGGCAGUCACAAGGACCCUCCAGGGUCCAAGGGGAUAAGGCACAGGCUCCAUCUCUCAGUGCAGGCGUGACAAGGUUAUAGAAGAUCAUAUGUAUGAGAAAUAUUGUUCAGGGCAUUUUUGGAAAAUAUAAUCCAUAACACUCAUUUCCUUCCAGUUACAUAUUCCUUUAAAUUACUUAAAUAUGAGUUCACUCAUUAAGGUGUUACCCCUCAUCUUUCUUUUCUGUCUUCCCACACCAAAAUCCAAGGCUUCAGUGUGCACACACUCACAAAAUCCUGUUGUCUGAAUGAAAGUCAGUCACCCAAGUAUGUGCUGUUUCCCUCAAGAUGACAGCACUUAAUAAACAUAUAUUCUGUUGCCCCAUUUUAGGAAGCUAUACUUCAGUAAACCAAAGCCAAGUGAAACCCACUGAGUCGAAUUCUGACUCAUAGCGACCCUAUAGGACAGAGUAGAACCGCCCCAUAGGGUUUCCAAGGCUGUAAUCUUUACAGAAGUAGGCUCCCACAGAGCGGCUGGUGGGUUCCAACCACUGACCUUGGGUUCACAGCCGAGUGCUUAACCACAGAACCACAAUACUUACACUUUGUAGGCAUUGUUAGAGGCAGAUGUUGCUCACCUCUUUCACUGAGGAGACCUUUUCAUCUAACUACAGCAAGCAUCCUAGAGAUGCAAGAGUGAACGAUUUCAAAUCUUCUCUUUUAUUUAUCCUAGUAGAUUGAUGGUGAUCUCAUAAAACACUGGUCAGCAGCCUUUGGUGGAGUACUGGGCAUUUCAGGGAGUAAAAAAGGAAUAAGAAAGGCCCAAACCUUGGGCUCAAAAAACUUCAGAAGCUGAAAAUAUUAGCAUGUUCUGCAUAGGAAAUCUUCUGAUUUAAACUAUUGAUAUAAAUUUGCAUUUUUAAUAAGUACUAUUGCAAGUAUGCUGUCUUCAAUGAGGGCUCUAAUUCCAUUUUCUACGCAUGCAUAGUGAACAGAAGUUGAGUUCUUCAAAUAUUUUCUGUUAAAAAUAUAUGCGACAUAAGCAUUGGAUUGGAAGAGUUUUUUUUUUUAACCCCUUUGGGUAACCUGGAAAAGAAUAUAGCUCUAUUUUAAAAUCCCUUCCAGUACAAGAGUUAUCCAAGCAAAUGGUGUUGACCAAGGUGUUGAAGGUCCCACUAAUAAUAAUGCCACUCUUUCAUAAAGCUAAGUAAUCAGGAAUAAUGCUGCACGUAAGAAGACAGUCCCUUAUUUACUCUAGUUGGUAUUGUUAGCACUAAUAAUGCAUUUCAACACAGUGAAAUUGCUAGAUAAUGCUUUUGUGACUUCUCUGCAGGUUAUUGUUAUUUAAAUGAACAGCCAACUGCACUGUAAUGAAGAAACGCAUGCUUUUCCCAACUCAGUUAUCAACCAGGAUUCUAGGAAAAUGAGAAUUUGUGUCUGCCUUUACCCACAGAGCAAACUGGAGGUCACUGUUUUCAAUAUGAACCUUUUUUUUUUUUCUUUUUCGCUUUUCAACAGGGAAUAAUUAGGAGCUGCUGCUUCUGAAAUUACCUGUAUUCACUAUAGAGAAGGAAAGACUUUUAUCUUCCAUGAUGAAAUACAUUUUCUCAUUCAAACUUUGUCAUUCUUUUUUUUAAAUGGCCUUUUACGCUGCCAAGUCAAUCCUAGGUAGUAAAAUAAAAGAAAUACAGUUUUUUCUGCCGCAACAACCUUGUUUAUUCAAUUUUACUUCCUUAAAUUUCAGCUCCUCCUUGAAAAAUGAUCCAAAUGCAAAAAUGGGUUUAAAGCAAUUGAACAUAUAAAGCAAUUAUCCACGCAAAAUACUAUUAUAUGAACACACAUGUUCUUUGCACUUUAAUUUAAAUUGAAUUGAUCCUUGAUCCUUAUAAUUUCAGGAUAAUGUGUUACUGCUGAGUUUUUUUUAACAGCUUUAUUGAGAUAUAAUUGACUUGACAUUCAAUUCAUCCAUUUAAAAUGUACAAUUUGAUUUUUUUUGUAUAUUCUGAAAGUUGUACAACCAUCAUCAUCACAAUCAAUUUAGAUCGUUUUUAUCACCCCAAAAAGAAACCUGGUACCCAUUAGUAGUCAUUCCUCAUUUUUGUCUAGCCCUACCCCUGCUCCCCACAGCCCCAGGCAACCACUAAUCUACUUUUUGUCUCUAUAGAUUUGUCUAUUCUGGACAUUUCAUAAUGGAAUCAUAUAACAUGUGAUCUUUCGUGACUGGCUUCUUUCACUUAGCAUAGUAUUUUCAAGGUUUAUCCAUAUUGUGGCAUGUAUCGGUACUUCAUUCCUUUUUUUUUGGUUGAAUUCCAUCCCAUUGUAUAGAUACACCACAUUUUGUUUUUCCAUUCAUCAGUCGAUGAGCAUUUAAGUUGUUUCCAACUUUUGGCUAUUAUAAAUAAUGCUACUAUGAACACUCAUGUACAAGUUUAUGUGUGGACAUAUGUUUUCAUUUCUCUGAAUUAUAUACCUGGAAGUGGAAUUGCUGGGUUGUAUGGAGCCCUGGUGGCACAGUUGUAAAUAAAGAGCUUAGCUGCUAACCAGAAGGUCAUGAGUUCAAAUCCACCAGCUGCUCCUUGGAAACCCCUUUGGGGCAGUCUCCUCUUUCCUAUAGGGUCACUAGGAGUUCAAAUCAACUCAACAGCAAUGGGUUGGUUUGGUUUUUUUGGGUUAUGGUAACUAUGUCUAACCUUUUAAAGAUCUGCUAGACUGUUUUCCACAGUGGCUGUACUGUUUUACAUUCCCACCAACAAUGCAUAGAGGUUCCAAUUUCUCCAUAUCCUUGUCAACACUUACUAUUGUAUUUUUUUAUUAUAGCCUAUGCGCUAGUGAGUCUGAGGAAAGAUGUAAUUGUGGUUUUGAUUUGCAUUUCCCUGGUGGCUAAUGAUGUUGACCAUCUUUUCAUAUGCUUAUUGGUCAUUUGUGUAUCUUCUUUGGUGAAAUGCUCUUUCUACUGAGUUUUUAAAAUUUCCUUUACCUCAUUUUUCAAAUGAUCAGAAUUAAGUUGGAAACAAAGGCUUCUAGCAUCCUGAAGGGAGUACUAUUCAAACCGAUUACAAACUGCAGCCAUUGUUUUGUUUUUUUCAAUGGCAGUGCUUUUUGUGAUGUAACUGAAUUGUUUUCAGGAAGCAAUUUACCUCUGAAACUUUUUUCUGUUUCAUUAGAGAGAUGGAUUUUGGUGAUCCCAAAGUCAUAUCCAGAAAAGGGCUUAAAGAUCAGCUUGCCCAACUAACUCACUUUACCAGUUAAGAAACUGGGGGCCUCCCGGACUGUCUGUUAACCCAGAACUAAAACCAUUCCCGAAGCCCACUGUUCAGAUAAGGAGUAGACUGGACUAAAAAAAUACAACAUCAAAUAAUAUUUGUGAAGAGUGUGCUGCUUAGUUCAAGUAGAUACACGAAACUAAAUGGGCCGCUUCUGCCUGGAGGCGGGAUGAGAAGGCAGAAAGGGAUGGGAGCUGGUUGCAUGGACACAGGAAACCCAGGGUGGAAAGCGGGAGUGUGUUGUCACAUUAUAGGGAUUGCAACUAGGGUCACAUAACAAUAUAUGUAUAAAUUUUUGUAUGAGUAAUUAACUUGAACUGUAAACUUAUCACCUAAAGCAGAAUUAAAAAAAAAAAAAGAAAAGAAACUGGGGGCCAAAGACAGCAACUAAGAACAACAGCAGGUGGACCACACGGAGAAUUAAUGAUAGAGUAGGAACACUAUCGAGAUGGAGUCCAGGUAGCUGAGAUUCUGUUUUCAUUAGAGGGAAUAAAAUACACUUUUUAGAAGAGUUCUUGGUGAUUUAAAAAAAAAAAAAAAAAUUAAUGGUAAAAAUGCUUAGAAGCCAAUAAAGAUUUCAUGUUAAUACUUAACAGGUAGGGAGCCCAGGUGACAUCGUGGUUAAAGCGCUAACCGAAAGGUCUGCAAUUCAAACUCAGCCAGCUGCUCUGUGGGAGAAAGAUGUGGCAGUCUGCUUUCGUAAAGAUUUACAGCCUUGGAAAUCCCAUGGGGCAGUACUACUCUAUCCCGUAGGGUCGCUAUGAGUCAGAAUUGACUCAAAGGCAGCGAGUAUGGCUUAACUUAACCCACAGUCAUAGUAGCACCUCUCAGAUUGCUAUCGUUAUUCUCUCCUCUUACGUGUGGGGGAAAUUAAGGUUAGCUUAUCUGCUCAAUGUCAUCCACAUAGUAAAUGACAGAUUCUAACCCAGACCUUCUGACUCCGAGUCCAGUGUCCCGUUUGAUUCAUCUGGGCUGUCAGAUGACUAAAAGACAGCAUCAGCACAUGGUCACCUAGGCCAUCUUGCGUGGCUUGUAUUUCUGCUUCACUAAAUCACUGAGACAGAGAACUGAUAGAUGGGGUCCAAGAGCACCCAUUUACCAUCAAUAUAGUGAUUGACCAACACCAAUAUACCUAACUUCUGAAGAAAAACAUACGUUCCAGUUGACAGAAGAAUUGCUCAAGUAUAAAAAUAUAGUACUUUAUAGGUAUUAAUAUGAAAAGCAUUAAAACAUACAUUUUUAAUCUGAUAUGUACAAUUAUACAGGGCAAAUUUUUCAUAGUCUUUGUUUUUAUGUAUUUUUUACACUGGUGAUGAAACCAAGGCCUGUGAGGGUUUAGUUGCUACAAUCCUAAAGUCUGAGGCAAAGCUACAUCUCAAAUCCAAGUCUCUUGGCUCCUGUGUAAGCCUGUGUUUCCUCCAGCGUACCAUGCUCUGCCUCAAUGAUGUGCUGAAGGACACUCAUUUGAAAGAAGAGGAGACUUUAUACCAUUAUUCCAGACAACAACAGAGCUGUGAACAAGUAGAAGUUACAGGGAGGAUAAUUUUGAGCCCAUAUAAAGAAGACUUGAUCUGCCCAACAAUGAAAUGUGUUGUCAUUGAACUGUUCAGGCUGCUACUGGAUGACCAUCUGGGAGGAUGCUCUGGGGGAGAUUUCUGCAUUGGGGUGCGUGUGUGUUGGUGCGGAGAGAUUGGAUGGCAUUUAAGGUCCCUUCCAACUAUGAGAUUGUGGAUCUCUGUUCUUAGUUAAGGUAGUAAAUUUUAACAGUCCUCUAUAUCUCUACUGAGCAAGGCUUUAGCUCCAAUAAACUCUCACUCUGCAUAGUUAGGAGCCCUGGUGGUGCACUGGUUCAGCAUUCAGCUGCUAACCAAAAGGUCAGCAGAUAAAUCCACCAGCCACUCCUUGGAAACCCUAUGGGGCAGUUCCACUCUGUCCUGUAGAGUCACUAUGAGUCGGAAUCGACUCGAAGGCAAUGGGUUUGGUUUCUAGUUUUCUGUGUAGUUAAAGGUGUGGGGCUUUCUGCUUAGUGGAAAGUAAUAACCAUAUUCAUCAACCUGGAUUACUGGUUACUCCACAGUUGUGACAGCAGUUCCCAGCUAUGUUAACAGAUGCUCUGCUCAACGAGGGUUUCCUAUCCAACUAAAUUUGAAUAUGAGUCCUUAGUAUGUCAGUGUCCUCUGUGUGACUCUCCAAGAGGGAGAAAAAUUAUGCAACAAUUCCAUUUUUUUUUUUUCUUCUUCUUCUUUGCAAAGCACUUCAGAGGCCCAGCUGUCAGUCUAACCCAGUGGUUCUCUGUCCUAGUUGCACAUGAGAAUCACCUGGGGAGCUUUUUAAAAAUGCAGAUGUCCAGGCCCCACCCCAGACCAGUUAAAUUGGAGCCUGUAGGGGUGGGCACCCAACAUCAAUAUUUUUUAACAGUUCUCUAGGCGAUCUUAGGAAACUCUGGUGGUGUAGUGGUUAAGAAGUACGUCUGCUAUAAAAGGUCAGCAGUCCAAAUCCACCAGGCGCUCCUUGGAAACCCUGUGGGGCAGUCUACUCUGUCCUUUAGGGUCUCUAUGAUCUUAAAUGAAACCAGGAUUAAGAACAGCUAACCUAGUCUGUCUAGUCUGAGCAUGUACUCAGGCCAAAUCUGCACAUUUGCUUUUUAAUUCGGGUGGCCAUUUAGAUUUGGAUCAUCAUUCAGAGCCAGGGCUCUUAAGCACAAUAAGAAGUAGCAUCUCAUAGUGGUUACUCUGCUGCUCUUGAACUAAACUGCCUGGCUUCAUCUGCUUACUAGCUUUGUGUCUUCAGGCAAGUUGUUUUACUCUCUCUGGGUAUCAGGUUCUUAGUUUGUAAAUGGAGAUAAUAAUAGUACAUAAAAAAGGUAAGAACUCUACAUAAUGUGGUACUAGACUUACCAUCAUUAUUGCUGUCAUCAGUCUUGUUUUGUUGGUGGUGGUAGUAGUAGUUGUAGCAAUAGUCCUGCCAGGGUUUAUGAGCUAAGUACAUGUUGAAAAAACAGUCCAGUCUAUACAGGGCCACAAACAGGACCUGAUCUUACUUGAAAACUAAGGAUCCUUUUCCACAAUAUAAGCAGCUUGUUUCCUCAGAUUCAAAGCUUCCCAGCAAAGUGAAAUAUUUGCAUUAUGUUUCCUACAAUAACCUGAGGCUUGAACCAGGUAACCUCCUGGGGUUUCACUCAGCUCUUAACUCUGUGUUAGGAACAGUCUAUAGCUCUGCAAAACCAAGGGCCUGGACUAAAUGUUAUGAUGGGUUUUCUGUUUAAUAACUGGCAAAGGUGUGCACUUUAUAUGGCAGCUGACUGCCUGAAUCUUCUGGACAAUCUCAAGUUCAAAUGGCCACCCUGCUGGAUGACCAGAGCAGUGGUUCAGAAAGCAUGGUUCCUAUAGAAUAGAAAGCAGUGCUUCCAUAUGCCAAUGUCCUAGGCUAAUUAUGCAAAAAAGUAAACACAAUUUGAAUACGUGGGAUAGCCUCUGAGGAAAACCAAAGAGCACAAUUAGGCACAGUUUCUAUUUCAUUUUCUGUUGAUGAAGGAAUAAUUUGAGGUAGCUCUAGUUACUGAGAGCAUGGUAUAAGAGUCCCUGAUUCUCCAGGAUUUAGGGCAAGCGCGGACAUUACAGGUUCCAUCAAGACAGCCUCUAACUGCAGUUGUGGAAAUUGGUGGAGUAUUCCUAGGAGGAGCUCAAAAGAUUGGGAAGCUAGAUAUCAUUGUCUCAAGAACACAUACAAGAAACGUUUUUCUUUUUUUCCUUUUUCUCCUACAAGCACUUUGUGGUUCACCGUUGCAGACACUGCAUAUCUUUGACUCCCACGCAGUCCCCAUAUUAAUAGUUGUUUGCUAGCUGUGGUCAUUUAAUUGAAAAAAGCUGGCAUGGAGCUAUCACGGGACCCAACAGGUCAGUGCUGUAUUGAGUAUGGUAUUAUUGCCUCUGGACAAAUGCUUUCCAAGCCCAAAUUGAUUUCAGUUCUUUAAAUGCAUUAAUAACAUGUUAGAGGAUGGACGGACGUAGGGCUGAAGAAAGAGGUGUGUGGUCUUCCAGUGUGCCAGUUAUGCACCAUUCUGAGGCUUGCUUUCUGUGGCUUGUUUCCAGCUGUGCGUGAUAGAAUUCCAGAUGGCAUUGUUCUGUUGGUACUGGUUUUGGAUCUGCCCUGGGAAUGCGGUUAAGGAAGACACUAGAUGACAACUGGGAUCCUUUUGCUUACCUCUCCUGGAGUAGAUCCUGGAAGCCUCUGUUUCCUUCCACCAGUCAGAGAGCUACCCCAGCCUCUCUUGGUGUCUGUGUACUCAGCACAAACUGUUCUUUCCCCGUGAGUUCCCACGUACCUAGUAACCCCCCACUACAGAGACGAUUAAUUGAAUCUCCCUCCUGCGGUCUGUGCUUGCCCUCCCUCAGACCCCAACCCUGGGGGCAAGUACGGGCACGAAUUCAAAUAUGCAGUAGGUAAGGGCUGUGUUUUUCAUCCUGCUUUCCUGUCUUCUUGCUUGCUCUGUGUGUGCAGAUCUCCCCCUCUUUCAAGCCUUUUAUAACCAUUAUUUUAAUACAUACACACACAAAAUAAAAUAGUGCAGUGAACCUCUGGGUCCCCAUCACCUUGCUCUUAGAGUAACCAAUAUUUAGCCGUACUUAUUGUAGCUCUACCUCCUUUUUUCUUUUCUCUUCUGCUGAAAUUUUUAUUUUUUUGAAAUUUUUUAAUUAAAGCAAAUACAGUUAUCUGGUUUUACCUGUGAAUAAUUCAGUGUGUAUUCCUAACAUAUCCGAACUUUAAAAAAAACCUAACUACAGUUCCCCCAUCACACCUAACAAAACUGGUAAUAAUUUCAUAAUAUCAAAUACGCUGUCCAGGUUCAGUUGUCCCAAAUUGUUUUCAGAGUUGUUGACUGUUGGGUAAUUUCAAUCAGGAGCCAAACGAGAUGCACCUGUUGCAUUUCUCCAACAAAUCCUUAAGUGUCUUUUAAUCUAUUACAGCUCCCUCUCCUGGUUUUAUUAUAUUCGUUUGUUGAAGGCACCAGAUCAAUGUCCUAUAAAAAUUUCCACAUUAUGUAUUUGACUAAUUGCAUCUUCAUAGUAUUGUCUUAUGUGUUCUUCUAUUCUCCACACUUCCUGUAAAUCCAUAGUUAGGUCCACAGACUUAAUGAGGUUCACAUUAUACAUAUCAGGAGGCAUAUAAUGCCUGUUUGUGUCACUUUUAUUAAUAUCAAGAUUGUAUUGAUUAGUGGGUUCAGGUGUGGUCAGCCUGAUUCAUCCAUUAUGAACUUCUCUAUCAACCUAGUAACCUGAUAGUUUUAGCAACCAUUGAUGAUCGCUAGCUAGGUACAUUAAAAAAACAAAAUGACUUUCAAGGCUAUCAUUCUUUCUGCAUUUAUUAGUUAUUAUUCCCCUAUAUAGAAGAACUUAUCAUCAUCAACUAUUGGUUACCCUGAAAUACAGUUCGUACAAGAAAAACAGCAUAUAUGCCUCUUUCCCUUUAUUUACCAAUUUUCAGAACAUUCCAUUGCACUAGAAACCUCCAAAAAUGACCAAUGAGGUAGGUUUAUUUGUUUUUGAGUAACGUUAUCAACACUUGGGGUUUUUUUUUUUUUUUUUUUACCUAUUUCUUGCGUUUCAGUCGUUGUAGUCAUUGUUCUUUUUGAUGUUCAAAUUAUCCUAUCUUUGACAAGUGGGGGCGCCUUCAAGUUGCCGUUUGUCACUUUGAACAUGAUUCCACUAGUCUCUUCUGGCAGGAUAAGACGCCCCAGGCUCCUGCUCCAAACUAGGAAUCAGCUAUUUCUAUAAGGAAUCUUGGUUCCUUUCCAUGGGAAAUAUUAUGUAAAGACCACAGUCUGUGUACUAGGGGUGCAUUCCCUCUUAAAAUGGUUUUGUAAUGCUCUUUUAUGUUUGAAUGAUAACCUUCUCCUCAUUGGAAUCACAUUACUGCUACUCUCUGUUGCCCUUUAAGGAGCCCUGGUAGCACAAUGGUUAAGGACUUAGCUACAAAUGGUUAAGCACUUGGCUGCUAACUGAAAGUCAGCAGUUCAAACCUACCAGCAGCUCCACCAGAGAAAAGACCUGUUGAUCUGCCCCUAUGAAGAUUAUAGCCUAAGAAACCUUAUGGGGCAGUUCUGCUCUUUCCUAUAGGGUCACUAUGAGUUGGGGUCAACUGACUCGACAGCACACAACAACAUGGACCUCUAGUUCCACCUGGGUACUCCCUUCCCAAACACGUAUAUAACAACCAGUGCUCAUGGGGAUCCCUCACCUCUCUUCCAACCAAUUUCUAUCUCCGCUCUCAGCCUUUCAUCCUCCCCUUCAAAGCCAGAUGCCCUGUUCAUCUCUGACUUCUAAGACAUAACAUGGGGAACACUUCCAUAAUGCUAAAGAAUAGUGUCGCCCUUCUUUUCACUGACUGUUUUUAGUUAUCUGUCAGUUUGUCAUACUGUGGUGGCUUGCAUGAUGCUAUAAGUUCUGCCACUAGUAUUUUAAAUACCAGCAAGGUCACCAGUGGUGGACAGGUUUCAACAGGGUUUCCAGACUAAGACAGACAAGGAAGAAGGACCUGGCAAUCUGCUUCUAAAAAAACUGGCCAGUGAAAAUGUUAUGAAUAAUAGCAGAACACUGUCUGAUACAGUGCUGGAAGAUGAGCUCCUUAGGUUAGAAAGCACUCAAAAUACACCUGGAGAAGAGAUGUAUCCUCAAAGUAGAGUCCGCCUUAAUGACAGGGAUACAGUAAAGCUUUCAGAUGUGGCACAACUCAAAAUGAGAAGAAACAGCUGCAAACAUUCAUUAAUAAUUGGGAUAUGGAAUAUAUGAAGUAUGAAUCUUGAAAAAUUGAAAGUUGUCAAAAAUGAAAUGCUUGAAGAUAGAUAUCCUAGGCAUUAGUGAGCUGAAAUGGACUCUUAUUGGCCAUUUUGAAUCAGACAAUCAUAUGGCCUACUAUGCCAGGAAUGACAAAUUGAAGAGGAAUGGCAUCACAUUCACUGUCAAAAAGAACAUUUCAAGAUCUAUCCUGAAGUACAACACUGUCAGUGAUAGGAUAAUAUCCAUAUGCCUACAAGAAAGACCAGCUAAUAUGACUAUUACUCAAAUUUAUGCACCAACCGCUGGUGCCACAGAUGAAGAAAUUGAAGAUUUUUACCAACUUCUGCAGUCUGAAAUUGAUCAAAUAUGCAGUCAGGAUGCAUUGAUAAUUACUGGUGAUUGGAGUGUGAAAGUUAAAAACAAAGAAGAAGAAUUGGUAAUUGGAAAAUACAGCCUUGGUGAGAGACAGGACACCGGAGAUGCCGUGAUAGAAUUUUGUAAGACCAAUGACUUAUUCAUUGGAAAUACAUUUUUUCAGCAACAGAAGCAGCAGCUAUACACGUGGACAUCUCCAGAUGGAAUACACAGGAAUCAAAUCGACUGUGUCUGUGGAAAGAGAUGAUGGAGUCAGAACAAGGCCAGGGGCUGACUGCGGAACAGACUAUCAAUUGCUCAUAUGCAAGUUCAAGUUGAAGCUGAAGAAAAUUAGAGCAAGUCUACGAGAACCAAAGUAUGACCUUGAGUCCAUCCCACCUGAAUUCAGAGACCAUCUCAAGAACAGAUUUGCUCCAUUGAACAUUAAUGAUCAAAGACCAGACGAAUUGUGGUAUAUCAUCAGGGACAUCAUACGAAGAAACCAAGAGAUCAUUUAAAAGACAGGCAAGAAAGAAAAGACCAAAAUGAAUGUUAGAAGAGACUCUGAAACUUGCUCUCAAACGGACAAUAGCUAAAGUGAAAGGAAGAAAUGAUGAAGUAAAGAGCUGAACAGAAGAUUUCAAAGGGUGGCUUGAGAAGACAAAAUAAAGUAUCAUAACAAAAUGUGCCAAGAUGUGGAGUUAGAAAACCAAAAUGGCAAGAACACGCUCAGCAUUUCUCAAGCUGAAAGAACUGAAGAAAAAAUUCAAGCCUUGAGUUGUAAUACUGAAUGAUUCUUUGGGCAAAAUAUUGAAUGACACAGGAGGCAUCAAAAGAAGAUGGAAGAAAUACACAGAGUUACUGUAUUACAAAGAAUUGGUCAAUGUUCACCUAUUUCAGGAGGUAGAAAAUAAUCAAAAGCCAAUGGUAUUGAAGGAAGAAGUCCAAGCUGCACUGAAGGCACUGGAGAAAAAUAAGGCUGUAGGAAUUAAUGGACUACCAACUGAGAUGUUUCAGCAAACAGAUGCAACACUGGAAGCACUCACUCAUCCAUGCCAAGAAUUUGGAAGACAGCUUCCUGGCCAACUGACUGGAAGGGAUCCGUAUUUAUGCCCAUUCCGAUGAAAGGUGAUCCAACAAUAUCAUUAAUACGACAAACAAGUAAAAUUUUGCUGUAAUAUGCAGAUGAUACAACCUUGCUUGCUGAAAGCAAAGAGGUCUUGAAAUACUUACUGAUGAAGAUCCAAGACUACAACCUUCAGUAUAAAUUACACCUCGACAUAAAGAAAACAGCCCUCACAACUGGACCAGUAAGCAACAUCGUGAUAACAGAGAAAAAAUUGAAGUUGUCAAGGAUUUUAUCUUACUUGGGUCUACAGUCAACGCCUAAGGAAGCGGUAGUCAAGAAACUAGACAACAUAUUGCAUUGGGCAAAUCUUCUGCAAAAGGCCUUUUUGAAGUGUUAAAAAGCAAAGAUGUCACCUUGAGGACUAAGGUGCGCCUGACCCAAGCCAUGGUACUUUCAGUUGCCUCAUACGCAUACAAAAACUGAACAAUAAAUAAGGAAGACCGAAGAUGAAUUGAUACUUUUGAAUUAUGUUGUUGGCAAAGAGUAUUGAAUAUACCAUGGACUGCCAGAAGAAGGAACAAAUCUGUCUUGGAAGAAGUACACCCACAAUGCUCCUCGGAAGUGAGGGUGGCAAGACGUCAUCUUAAGUACUUUGGACAUGUUAUCAGGAAGAACCAGCCCCUGGAGAAGGACAUCAUGCUUGGUAAGGUAGUGGGUCAUUGAAGAAGAGGAAGACCCUCAAUGAGAUGGAUUAACACAGUGGCUGCAACAGUGGGCUCAAACAUGGCAAUGAUUGUGAGGAUGGCACAGGACCUGGCAGUGUUUCAUUCUGUUGUACAUAAGGUCGCAAUGAGUUGGAACUGACUCCAUAGCACCUGACAACAACAUUUUUUGUUUGUUUUAUUUCUUGAAGGGAGUUAACCUCCUGUUGAUAUCCAAAGCUCUGGUGGACAAAUUUAGUUUCUUAAGCCAGAGCAACAGUGCUUGAAAGCACCAUGGAAACAUUAAGUUCAGUCCCUAGAUCUGAGGAAGCUUCAUAAAACCAAAUGUCUACAACCUGAGUUGUAACUAAAUUUGUCUACUCAGGUUGUAUCUGCUGCAAAGGACCUUUUUAAAGUGUUGAAGAACAAAGAUGGCACCUUGAAGACUAAGGUGAGCCUGACCCAGGCCAUGGUAUUUUCAAUCGCAUCAUAUGCAUAUGAAAGCUGGACAAUGAAUAAGGAAGACCAAAGAAGAAUUGAUGCCUUUGAAUUGUGGUGUUGGCGAAGAAUAUUGAAUAUACCACGGACUGCCAAAAGAACAAACAAGUCUGUCUUAGAAGAAGUACAACCAGAAUGCUCCAUAAAAGCAAGGAUGGCAAGACUGCAUCUCUGCGUCUUACAUACUUUAGACAUGUUGUCAGGAGGGAUCAGUCCCUGGAGAAGGACAUCAUGUUUGGCAAAGUACAGGGUCAGCAGAAAAGAGGAAGACCCUCAACGAGGUGGAUUGACACAGUGGCUGCAACAAUGGGCUCAAGCAUAACAACAAUUGUAAGGACAGCACAGGACCAGGGCAGUGUUUCAUUCUGUUGUGCGUGGGGUCACUAUGAGUUGGAAACGACUCAACGGCCCCUAGCAACAGCAGCUCAGGUUGUGUAUUUUCCCAGGAAGCAUGGGUGGUUGCAUGUUGACAUUUUUAACUGGAGUUGCCAAGUUAUGAAAAAGUCUUCAGGAGUUAGUUCAUCUUAACCAUUAUUAGGCCACAUACCUAUUUGAACAUCUAAUGAAAAUCAUGGACUGGCUCUUGAGAAAAGUAUACAUGCACACAGACUCCUAUAAGCAAUUUCAUGGGCUUCAAGGCCCUCUUAGGACCUAAAACUAUCUUGGAGAGUUUAAUUUGUGUUCACAAACUAAGUCCUGAUUUGCAUUGGUUGUUGGAGGCAGCAGAAUUUGGAGGUGGAGUAGGGAGGGGUGUGGACAAUAAGGCACAUAGCUGCAACCAGGACACUAAUUUUAAAUCUCUCAAGUGAACAUUACUUAUUUUCUGGUCUCACCCCCAGGUCUGGUCACUGCUAUUCCUUGUGCCAGUUCACAAACCAUUUGCUACCAGUCUAUUACAUU